AUGGUGGAAGCAGUACUGAUAGAUCUGUUCAGCCUACCAGCCAACCUGCAGAACAACAUCCAAGGAGUACUAGGUAACCUGCUGGGAACUCUUGAGAAGUGCUCUUCCAUCCCUGCUCCAUCUGUUUAUGUCAUGUGUUGCCAGAGGCAGGGCAGUGAAAAGAACGGUGAGCCAGAGUCCUUGCUUCCAGCCCUGGGAGAUUUUGAGAGUCUGAGGAGAAGAGUGGAGGUGGUGACUGCUCUGAGUACAGCUGCUGCUUUGUACACCAUCAAACAGAGACUGGAUGAAAAAGACCUAAGCAUCAUUAAAGUUAUUCUCCCUACCUCAAGAAAAGCCUUAAUGAGAAUAUAUAUAGACCAUCUCUUUACAGCUGUCUACCAGUUUGAAUUUGAGGAUUUACAGGUGGCAUCUGGUUGUGAAAACCUCCAGCUGGCUGAACCUUGCAGCGAGGGGCAAACGGUUCCUGCAGAGGACGUGGCACUGGUCCAAAGUGAGAUCCAGCUGUACCUGGAGAGCCUGCCGAGCCUGAGGGGGGAGCUCACCAUCCUCAGGUCUUCCCUCAUCCCAGAUGAUAUCUUCCUGCACGGGUUCACCACAAGGGCAGGUGGGAUCUCCUACAUACCAACUCUGAGCUCCUGCAAUCUCUUCAGCAGCUCCAAGAGGAGGGACCCACAAGCUGUUGUGAAAGAGAAUCUCCGCCGGCUGGCUAAUGCUGCAGGGUUCAACCCAGAGAGCUUCCACAGAGUCAAGGUCGAUCACGCCAGUGCUGUGUGUGUGGUGGGGAGGACAGAGCCCGACAGUUACGACGGGAUCGUCACAGACCAGCAGGGGGUCACCAUAGCAGCCCCAGGGGCUGACUGCAUUCCCCUGCUCUUCGCUGAUCCUGUCAGGAGAGCCUGCGGUGCUGCCCACUCCG
This is a messenger RNA of Merops nubicus (carmine bee-eater), 916 nucleotides long. RefSeq names its product laccase (multicopper oxidoreductase) domain containing 1 (gene LACC1). NCBI's taxonomy places the organism in Eukaryota, Metazoa, Chordata, Aves, Coraciiformes, Meropidae. The transcript is spliced from 3 exons. The record is from RefSeq and is a predicted model, not a curated record. Gene Ontology annotation, molecular function: copper ion binding. The annotation marks the transcript as partial.